This is a messenger RNA of Salvia hispanica, 2425 nucleotides long. The record is from RefSeq and is a predicted model, not a curated record. Lineage: Eukaryota; Viridiplantae; Streptophyta; Magnoliopsida; Lamiales; Lamiaceae.
GCAGCUUAUGGAGCUCUGGUUUCUCUUAUGCAUAUUAUAGACACCCUUGAGAAACAUCCUCACCCUCCCAUUUCUAUCCACAAAACACAACUUCAAUCCCUCACUCAAAACAUCACCUUCUUCCAAAAUUUUCUUGAUGGUCAUAUUUCCCAUGUUGGCGAUUACCAUGACGAAGCUGAUCCGUUGGAGCGUCGCAUUGCUGAUGCAGUUUAUGCAGCUGAGGAUGUUAUUGAAUCCCAAAUCGUGCUUAAAAUUGGCCCACGAUCGAACAAAGUCAGACGAUUCAAACUACACGGACGACCCACAAAUAAAGAGGAAUUCUAUCACAAGUUAGAAAUGAAUCUGAUCAAGAAUGAAGUCACGGAGACUACUGCAACUGUUGCUCAGCUGCAACAAGCCAUGGAGACUUUAGCUGUUGCUCCACUGCAGCAAACCUCAACGUCAUCUUCCACUGUGAAGGACGUGGACACUAUGUGGUGGGCUUCGACCAAGUGUUCGAUGAAGUCCUGGAUAAGCUGGCUGGAUAUCAAAGCAAACGCGAAAUCAUCCCCAUCGUGGGUAUGGGAGGGAUUGGUAAGACCACUCUUACCAAAAAACUAUUUGUCAAUGCACUUGUUAAGGAGGAUUUUCAUAUUCGUGCUUGGACUACAAUUUCUCAAACCUAUAACGUUAGAGAAAUACUCAGAGAAGUUCUUUUGCAAGCAAGUGGAGAGUCGAGUGAUUUGAGUGAGAACGAUUUGGGAAAUAAGUUGUACAAGUAUUUAUCAGGCAGGAGGUAUCUCGUUAUAAUGGAUGAUGAUAUGUGGAGCAUAGAGGUGUGGGACAGAAUCAAAUUUUUCUUUCCCGAUUACCAAAAUAGGAGUCGAAUUAUUGUAACAACUAGGUUAUCAAACUUGGGUUCUCAGUUGAAUGAGUCUUACACAGUUGAUAUGCAAUUUCUAGAUGAGGUUAAUAGUUGGGGAUUGUUCUGUAAGAUUGUGUUUGGGAAAGAAAGAUGCCCUCUUGAUUUGGAGGAUAUUGGAAGGAAUAUUGUAGCAAAUUGUAAAGGGCUUCCUUUAACAAUUGCUACAAUAGGUGGUCUUUUGUCAAAAUUUAAGUGCACUAGAGAAUUUUGGAAGUGCAUAGGGAAAAAUUUAAAGUCAAUUGUUACUAACAGUUCUGAUGGAUUUUGCUUGAAGAUAUUGAGGAUGAGCUAUAUCUGUCUGCCAAACUAUUUGAAGCCAUGUUUUUCGUAUAUGGGUAUCUUUGAGGAAGAUCAUAAUAUACGUGUGUCAAUGCUUGAGAAGCUAUGGGUUUCAGAAGGAUUUUUGAAACCGAGGAGUGGGAAAUGUUUGGAAACCAUUGCGAAAGAGUGCUUUAAUGAGUUGGUUGAUAGAAAUCUCGUUUUAGUUGAUGAGUUGGGACUCAGUGGAAAUGUGAAGUAUUGUAAAAUUCAUGAUUUGUUGAGAGAUUUGUGUUUAAAAGAAGUUGAAAGGGAAAGGUUUCAUCAUGUCAUAAGAGAUUCUCCUCUCACCAUAAAUACCGAACGUCGGGUUGUUUUUUCUGUCAAAUCUGAAAGGUUGUUAACAACGGAAGUCUUGGGAUCUUUGUCACAUGCUCGUUCCAUAUUACUGUUUGUCCAUUGCCUCUAUCAAAUCCCUCCAGAAGUCCGACUGCCUCACAAUCUUAGAUUGUUAAGGACAUUCAAAGUUUAUGAUGAAGUUACUAGUAGUGGUUCUUAUAUCCUAGACAAUGUGUUUGAAUUGGUGAACUCACGGUAUCUUGCUGUUAGAGUUCAUGACAAGUCCAAAUUUCCAUCUUCGAUUGAUAAGCUUUGGAAUCUGCACACGUUGAUUAUUCAUUCGCGGGAGCAUCUUGAUGCACCGAGUGAAAUUUGGAAAUUGCAUCAACUUCGGUAUCUUGAGAGUCAUCAAUUGAUUCUCCCAAAUCCUCCUAGUAGCAACAGUGGCAUUGUCAUCAAAGGAGUGUUGAAUUUGUUUUUAAAUGAGGAGGUUGUUAAAAGAAUUCCCAAUGUGACGAAAUUGCAUCUAGAGUACGACGUCGAAGAAAGGAAGAAAGAAAAUAGUCUUAGCCAUCUUGAGUGUUUGAGUAAAUUGGAAAACUUCCACUGCUCCACUAGCUACGGAUGUGAUUUCUAUUUGCAGAGGAUUAGUUUCCCACACUCCCUCAAGAAGUUGUAUGUUAGUGGCUCUAUUGGUCUGGAGUUGGAAGGCCUAAUGCCAAACAUUGGUUCAUUGCCCCUUCUUGAGAAGCUUGUAUUAAAAGCUGGUAGCUUCUGUUCAGGUAAGUGGGAAACGACUGAAGAAGCUUCAUCUAUGCCAUUUAAGCCGACUUAAGGAGAUCCCAUUAGAAAUCGGAGAAAUAGCAACACUGAGAUCAAUUUCUUUGGUACAUUGCAGUGGAUCAGCGGUGGUGUCAGCUAAAA